Molecule: messenger RNA, 2368 nt
Organism: Saimiri boliviensis boliviensis (Bolivian squirrel monkey)
Lineage: Eukaryota; Metazoa; Chordata; Mammalia; Primates; Cebidae
Gene: SELPLG
Product: selectin P ligand
Biological process (GO): leukocyte tethering or rolling
Cellular component (GO): plasma membrane
Source: RefSeq, a predicted model, not a curated record
UGCUUGGGUCCCGGACUGCUGCAGGGGGUGCCACAGCAGUGCUGAGGCCUCGUCACUAAAGCAGAGAAGCCACUUCUUCUGGGCCCACGAGGCAGCUGUUCCAUGCUCUGCUGAGCACGGUGGUGGGAAAACGGAAGCUCAGGGAGGCAAGCAUCUGUGCCAAGGUCACACAGCUUGUAAAGGGCAAAGCUGGGACUUGAACAUUCUUGUUAUCUGAAUCCAUAGACUACGCUUUCAACCCUAUGCCCUGCACGGCACCUGGUGCCAUGCCUCUGAAACUCCUCCUGCUGCUGAUCCUACUGGGCCCUAGCAGCAGCUUGCAGCUGUGGGACCCCUGGGCAGAUGGAGCCAAGAAAGCCCUGGGCCCCCUGCUUGCCCGGGGCCGGAGAGAGGCCAUUGAAGAUUAUGACCUGCAUGAUGAGCCUGAGCCGGAAACAGAGGCUCCAGAAAUACUGAACAACAUCACCACCACCACUCUUCUGACUGGGCCUGGGACUCCUGAGCCAACCACCAUGGAGCCUGCUACGAGGCAUUCUACUGGCCUGGAUGCAGGAGGGGCAGUCACAGAGCUGUCCAACAUGGGGACCCUGUCCAUGAAGCCAGCAGCCAUGGAGGUACAGACCACUCAACCGGCAGCCACAGAGGCACCGACCACUCCACCGGCAGCCAUGGAGGCACAGACCACUCCACUGGUGGCCAUGGAGGCACCGACCACUCUACCGGCAGCCACGGAGGCACAGACCACUCAAGCAGCAGCCGCAGAGGCACAGACCACUCAACCGGCAGCCAUGGAGGCACAGACCACUCAACCGGCAGCCACAGAGGCACAGACCACUCCAUUGGUGACCACAGAGGCAAAGACCACUCCAUUGGUGGCCAUGGAGGCACAGACCAUUCAACCAGUAGCCACGGAGGCACAGACCACUCCAUCAGUGGGCACGGAGGCACAGACCACUCAACCAGCAGUCAUGGAGGCACAGACCACUCUAUCGGUGACAACAGAGGCAAAGACCACUCCAUUGGUGGCCACGGAGGCACAGACCACUCCACCAGCAGCCAUGCAGGCCCUGUCCACAGAACCCAAUGCCACAGAGGCCCUGUCCACAGAACUUAAUGUUACGGAGGCCCUGUCCACAGAACCUACUACCAAAAGGGGUCUGGUCACGCCCUUUCCUGUGUCCUCUGUUACUCACAAGGAGAUUCCCAUGGCAGCCAGCAAUUUGUCCACCAGCUACCCAGUGGGUGCCCCAGACCACAUCUCUGUGAAGCAGUGCCUCUUGGCCAUCCUCAUCUUGGCGAUGGUGGCCACUGUCUUCCUCGUGUGCACUGUGGUGCUGGCAGUCCGCCUUUCCCGCAAGAGCCACAUGUACCCUGUGCGUAAUUACUCCCCCACCGAGAUGGUCUGCAUCUCCUCUCUGCUGCCUGAUGGGGGUGAGGGCCCUCCUGCCACAGCCAAUGGGGGCCUGCCCAAGGCCAAGAGCCAGGGCCUGAUGCCAGAACCUGGGGAGGACCAUGAGGGGGACAACCUCACCCUGCACAGCUUCCUCCCUUAACUCCCUCUGUCAUCUGUUUCAGCAAGAUCCCAGCCUCCACGGUCUCUCCUUGGCCACCCCUGGGUGCCCGGACCUCAUUCCACAGCUCUGGGCUUCCUCAGAGACCCUGGGGAUGGGGAUCUUCAGGGAAGGAACCCUGGCCGCCCAAACAGGACAAGAGCAGCCAAGGUCUUGGGGCCAAGCAGACUGGCAGGUGGCCACCUCUUUCCUCCCUCCUUGAAUGAAGCCCGGCCACUUCCCAGACGCCUACAGGCCACAUUUCAGCCAAGAGCCGGGGUAGGAGGCCAUUUACUCAAGAGAGAGUCCCUCCUUUUUCCUAUCCCCAUCUUCUCUGGGUCCCUCUAGUGUCUCCCGUGGCUCUCUCCACUUCUCCAUGUCACUGGAGUCUCAUCCCAUGUACCCAAGGAAGAUCCAUUUCUCCCACCCCACCCACUGCGCCAUUUUCUUCUGGUUGCCAUGGUCACCAAACAGGAAGGGGACAUUCUAGGGGAGGAGUACUGAGCAGUGACGGACUCCUGAGGCUGUUUCCUGCUGCUCCUCCGACCUUGGGCAGCUGGGGUCUUCUUGGGCACCUCUCUGGGAAAACCCAGGGAGAGGCUCAGCCUGUGAGGGCUGGGAUGGCUUUGGCAAGCCCAAGGGCAGAUCUUUCUUUGGGACUGGGUGGACCAAGGAGCUUCCAUCUAGGGACAGGUGACCCCCCCAGCCGUCCUCUCCCACCUCCCCCUGUGGCCACUUUCUAGGGUGGGCUGUCUUGUUCACUGCAGUAUCCCAACUGCAGGCACAGCACAGGCACUCAAUAAAUGUGUGAUGGACAA